Messenger RNA from Zingiber officinale, 444 nucleotides. Its product is annotated as probable inorganic phosphate transporter 1-10. The coding region runs from base 1 to 444 and encodes 147 amino acids. The record is from RefSeq and is a predicted model, not a curated record. Gene Ontology annotation, molecular function: transmembrane transporter activity. The transcript has 2 exons. Lineage: Eukaryota; Viridiplantae; Streptophyta; Magnoliopsida; Zingiberales; Zingiberaceae. Gene Ontology annotation, cellular component: membrane. Gene Ontology annotation, biological process: transmembrane transport.
AUGGCGGAGCCAGAAAAUAACCCCUAUAGCCUGGGGAGCAAUCUGGAGGAGAUUUGUAGCCCGGGCGGGCUACAAAUCCUGGCUCCGCCAGUGGUCGUGGCCUCCACCAUCCCUGGGUACUUCGUGACCAUCUACUUCAUCGACCGGACCGGGCGGAGGCGGAUCCAAUUGUGCGGCUUCUUCUUCAUGAGCAUCUCCCUCUUCUCCCUGGUGAUCCCAUACGACAAGUACUGGAAGCAGCACUUCAACGCCGGGUACAUAAUCCUCUAUUCCUUGACGUUCUUCUUCUCCAACUUCGGCCCCAACACGACCACUUUCAUCGUGCCGGCAGAGCUGUUCCCGGCAAGGCUCCGGUCGACGUGCCACAGGAUGUCGAGGGCGGCCGGAAAGAUGGGGGCCAUCACCGGCGCCAUAGGGUUCCUCUGGGCGUCGCAGAGCAAGUAG